This is a messenger RNA of Trichomycterus rosablanca, 8492 nucleotides long. It is a transcript of the gene heatr1, whose product is annotated as HEAT repeat containing 1. The record is from RefSeq and is a predicted model, not a curated record. Gene Ontology annotation, biological process: positive regulation of transcription by RNA polymerase I; maturation of SSU-rRNA from tricistronic rRNA transcript (SSU-rRNA, 5.8S rRNA, LSU-rRNA). Gene Ontology annotation, cellular component: small-subunit processome; 90S preribosome; t-UTP complex. The coding region runs from base 6 to 6512 and encodes 2168 amino acids. The transcript is spliced from 44 exons. Gene Ontology annotation, molecular function: snoRNA binding. NCBI's taxonomy places the organism in Eukaryota, Metazoa, Chordata, Actinopteri, Siluriformes, Trichomycteridae.
UAAAGAUGACGUCACUAGCUCAUCAGCUGAAGCGGCUCGCUCUGCCACAAAAUGACCCGAAUUUGCUGAGCCGGCGUGAGGUGGCAUCGGUUCUCUUUAACUCCAAAGAUGCUGCUGGCAUGGACAGGAGUACCAUCUACGCUCUGGGCUGCACAGGGCUGGAGGAGCUGCUGGGGAUUGAUGCGGCAUUUGCAGAGUUUCAGGAAACCCUCUUCAGUCAGGCUUCUCUAACGCUGGAGCGCAGCGUGCAGUCCAAAGAGGUGAACAAGAAACUCGAUAAGGGGAUCGAAUUGUUCCUCACUCGGCUGUCUCCGUACUUCCUGCUCAAACCGGCUCUCAAGUGUCUGGAGUGGCUCGUACGCAGGUUCCACAUUUACCUGUACAACCAGGACAGUCUGGUGGCCUGUGUGUUACCGUAUCACGAGACCAAGGUGUUUGUCCGAGUCAUUCAGCUUCUGAAGAUCGAUGAUCCUACACACCGGUGGCACUGGCUCCACGGCAUUCAGAAACCCGGAGUUCCGCUGGCCAGAGGAACAUUACUGACCCACUGUUAUAAAGAUCUGGGUUUUAUGGAUUUCAUCUGCACCAUGGUUACUAAAUCAGUGAAGGCGUAUUCAGGCUCUGUUCAGGAUGGAAAAUGUGCUCAGCUGCGAGUCGUCUUUUCUUUCUACGCAGCAGCGAUUGUUCCUGCUCUGGACGCCGUGGAGAAAGUAACAGAUUCAAUAGUAGCCAAACUGCUUCCAUACGUUCAAAUGGGUCUGAAAUCUGAGCUGCUGGACUAUAAAGCUGCGACCUACAUGAUCGUGUGUCAGCUGGCGGUGAAGGUGGUGAUGCAGCCCGAGCUGGUGGACUCGCUGGCGCGGCAGGUGAGCAAGUCGCUGAUUAGAGCUCCGGUGCUGCCGUCAGAGGGUCUGUCCUGCCUCAUCAUCCUCCUCCAGAACCAGAAGGAAGGAGUGCUCGGACCCAAAACGUUUGGGUACCUGUGUGAGGUUCCUUCUCUGGUCGCCACUCUGAAGGUCACAGCAGCUUCCUACGACAUCAGUCCUUUACUGCGCUACCUUCUACCACAUCUCACCGGCGCGGCCCUCACACAGAAUGAUGAGGUGCAGAAUGAGAACACUAACAGUGUUGUGUACAGCCAGUUACUCCAGUCGGUCCUGGAGAACCUUCCGCUGACUGGUGGUCUGGAGAACAGAGUAGCGAGGCUUCUUCUCCAGGGAUAUGUGUCCCGUGGUGUGGAACUGGCUUUAGACUCCACUCAGAUCUCCUCCCUCAAUCAGAGGAUCCAGCCUGUCGUCAGACUCCUCGAGCAGAGGUAUCCUGGCGCUCUGGAUGACAUCCUGGAGGAGUGUGUGAGUGACCUGACCUCAGAUCAGCAGAAGGAUCUUCUCCACCAGUUUCUCUCUCUAACCAUCAGCUGUGGGAAGUACCAGGUUCUGGCAGAUUCAGACACGUCUCUGCUGCUCAGUCUGAAUCACCCCGUAUCUUCAGUCAGGAUCUCGGCUGUUGACUGUGUGAGGAAGAUUCUCUCCACUGGACAGGAAGGAUUUGACGAGGUGUUCCUGAGGGAGGCUCUGCUGGAGAGGUUGAGGGACGACGUACCUGAGGUGGUUCUGUCAGCAAUCUCAGCGUUAAAGCUCCAUGCUGACCGUAUGGAUUCGGAGGAGAUCGUUUCCUGUCUGAUUUCUCUUCUGCAUCGGAUCCAGCCGUCAGACGCCGAGCGCUGGUGUGUGGUGAUGAAGGAGGUGGUCAGAGUGCUUGAUGACCCGCCCCUAAGUGAAACACGACCUGAACUCAGAGCUCGCAUUGGCUGGGAGCUACUGCCCUUCCUGCCGGUGACUAAUCCAGUACCAGGAUCAGCCGAGCUACAGCUGGCACAGUGUGUGGCAGAGACACGUAUACUGUCGAAACAUCACCUCACCCAGGGCUGGGCAAGGGUGUUGAAGGAAGUGCUAAAGAAAGAAUCUGCAGCAGAACUUGUCACCGCAGCCAAUCAGAUGCUCACCAGCACUCUGACCAAGAACCUGAUUAGCAUGGAUCCAUCCAGCAGACGCAGCACCACGGAGAGCAUGUGUACGUUGUUGAUGAAGCAGGGACCCACCCUGAGGGACCGAGCAGCGUUUGUGGUGUUGAGUUCAGCGGUUCUACAGACUCUAGAUUCUCUGAGUGAGAGCGCUCAUCUGCACACGGCUCGAACCAUCUACACACUGCUCCAGCCGUCACUGAGGGAACUGCACACACUGCAGUCUGAGCAGGUGUUUGAUGGACAGGAUGGAUCGUCUCCGCCCAUGUUCCAGCUGCUAGCGGACUUCCUGCACAAACUGCGCACAGGCCAGGACGCAGGGCGGGAACACGGCUUCCUCCUUCUCUGCCUUCUCCGAAAUUUCAUCAGUAGCCUCAAAUGGCCCGAGUCCACGUUCAGAGGUGAGAUCUGGUGGAACCCAGAGAAGCUGGACACCAGCACCUGCUGCUACCUGCAGUUGUUGUGUAAUCUGUUUGACAUGGUGGUGUCCGGUGCUAGUCAGGGCCCCCUGGCCCCCAGCUUUAAGGCCCUGCUACAGCCUCUGCUACAGGUGCACUUGAGCGAUCCGCAGCAUCUCUUCAGGUUCCUGUCUCUGGUGUGGAGCUCCAGUAAUAACCUGGUUGAUCAGCUGGAGCUGAGAGUGACGGCGCUGCUGCAGACUCAGGCUCUGUACGUGGGUAAAGCUCUGCUCACCGCCCUGCCCGGAAAAACCCUCACCCUGCUCGCAUCAGCAUCUUCACCAGUGGUGCCCUCUCUGCUGGCAUGUCUGAGUUGUGGGGUGGGAGAGGUGAGGAGGGCAGCGCUGGUCGUUCUUCAGGCUCUUGCUGGCAUCACAUCCUCUCCAUACCAUCCUCUAGUGGAGAAGCUUCUCAGAUCUACUGAGGAGCUCAUCGCUGAUCCAGCCUACCUUACUCAGGCUCUGGGUGGAAUGUACAGUGAAGCUUUAUCAGUGAGCACUAAAACCAAAAACAAGCUGCUCCUGGCCGUGGAACAGUUGCUUCAAUGUGUUCAGUCGCUUGAAUGUCCAAGUUACAUGGCUAAAGUUCUGCUCCGAGCACUGAAAGACGUUAACGGAGAGUCUGUGCUGGCGAUGCUCCUGCCGGCAGUGGAGCGUUUGUUGGAUCAGUGUACCCGGGACACCCUGGUUUUCCUUCCUGAUGAGGCUCUGUUCCUGCAACUGCUGCUGGGCAAGUACAACGAAGCUUCUGCCCCUUUACUCGCCCGCGAUACCCACAGUCUGGAGCUGUUCAUCAGAGCGCUGGGGACGUCCAUCAAACCCUUUCCAAACAUCCCCAGCUUCCAGAUCAUCACUAUGGAGCAGAUCACAAAACCGUUCUUUGCUGCUUUGGGAGAUGAGCGCAUCCAACAGAGGAUUCUGGGAGUUCUAUUCGACCUGCUGGUAGAUAACAAGAACCCAGUGUGCUCCCAAACCAUCAACAGCGUCUUCAAAGGAAUUGCUGUGGAUGCAGAGCUGGUAGCGAAUGAGCUCAGUCCUGCAGAGAAACCCAAACUAUCAGGAAGUGUGCAGCAAACACGCCGGAGUAAAGCACCACCCAAGAAAGUUCCGGACACCCCACCAGAGGUGAAAGCCGUCUCCUGGUCACGGGUCACCCACAUCCUAGAGCUCCUACAGCACAAGAAGAAGCUGAUGAGACCUCAGAUGUUGGUGCCAGGACUUUUCAACCUUCUGUCAAGGUGUUUGGAGGUGUCGGAGGAACAGGAGAACAUGGAGUACACCAAACAGCUUCUGCUCAGCGUCCUCCUCAACAUCUGCCAGAAACUUUCCCCACAGGGCGAACCCAUCAGCAAGGAUAUUUUGGAUGAAGAAAAGUUCAACGUGGAGCUGAUAGUGCAGUGUGUGAGGACGUCCAGCAUGCCCCAAACACACCACCACGCCCUGCUGUUGCUGGGUACCGUGGCUGGAAUCUUCCCUGAGAAAGUUCUGCACAACAUUAUGCCCAUCUUUACCUUCAUGGGUGCCAACAUCAUGCGGCUGGACGAUGCCUACAGCUUCCAGGUUAUCCAAAGGACCAUGCAGACAGUCAUCCCCGCUCUCAUUCGGGCUCACGAGGGCGGCAGCGCUGCUUCGGAGGGACAGAUGGAGGCCGUGGUGACCCGUAUAGUGCACGUUUUCGUGGACGCUCUUCCUCACGUGCCCGAGCACAGGCGCGAACCCAUCCUCAACCAGCUGCUACGCACACUGGGACCGGCCCGCUUCCUCUGGGUCCUGAUGCUCCUCCUGUUCAAACAGCAUGCCACCAGCACGGCUCUGAGCCACACCGGACCUGAAAAGGAAGGAGCUCUGGAGCGGGAUCAGGAGUUCUGGGUGUCGUUAUGUUGUGGGUUCGAGGUUGAUGAGCAGCUCACGUUGCUUAUUAACGUCUUCAAGUUCCUCACGACACUUCCGAAGGACAAAGAGGAGGUUCCGGUGAAGAGCAGGACGAGAAGAGCAGGUGGACAGAAACCAGAAGAAAAAUCUUCAGAUUUAAUCUUCAGCGUGGAGGCUCACAGCGGAAAAGAGCUCCGACAUUUCAAGUUCCUCUCCAUGUCUUUCAUGGCUCACUUACUGGCGUCCACCAGCUUCAUCGGAAAGGUGGCCGAUCUUGAGGAUUUGAUGGAAGACUCUCUGCAGGAGCUUCAGCAGAGGUUGUUGGAGGAGAACCUGCGUUACCUGCACACGGUAGCUCAGUGUGUGGAGGAGAACUCUGAAAAACCCACAGCCAAGUUCUGGAGGGCGCUGCUCACCAAGUGCUACGAUGUUCUGGAUAAGGUGAACGCCCUACUGCCCACCGACACCUUCAUCACUGUGGUACGAGGACUGAUGGUGAAUCAGCUGGCGUCGGUGAGAAGAAAAGCCAUGGAGCUGCUCAACAACAGACUGCAGCAGAAGAAACGCUGGGAUGAGCAGCAGGUGACCAUGCUGCUGGAACUGAUUGGUGACCUCCUGAGCAUUGUGGGUCAUGGGCGUGGCCAGGUCGAAGGUCAAAAACAGGAGGAGGAGCAGGUGAUCAACAGGCAGACGGCUCUGUACAGUCUGAAACUGCUGUGUCGUAGUUUCGGCGCGGCCCACCAGGAGGCGUUCUUACCUGUGCUGAGCAGGGCUGUGGAGCUGGUGGAGAGUCCUGAGGAGGAGAGGAACGUGAUGGGCAGCGCCCUGCUGUGUGUGGCUGAAGUUACCAGCACGCUGAAAGCUCUCGCCAUCCCACACAUACACAGGUUAAUGCCGGCUGUGCUACAGACCCUGCAGGAGCGUAAGGAUUUGUUCAUGUCGGAGGUUUACCUGCUGAGCGCGGUCACGGCCCUGCAGAGAACAACCGAAACUCUCCCUCAUUUCAUCAGCCCUUACCUGCAUGAUACAGUGUCACAGGUAACACGUCUGACUCGGGUAGCCGAGCGUCUCUCCACCUGCCCUCAGCUGGCCAUCAGACUGUCCUCCCUCAGCUCCACCCUCGCCACCAAGGUGCCUCCUCGAGUACUGAUGCCCACCCUGACCAAGUGCUACAGCAGCAUGGUGGAGUCCCAGCAGAGUCGUCUCGGUCCUCUGAUGAACAUCCUGAAGGAGCACAUCGCUCAGAUGGAGAAGGAGCAGCUCAACUCCCACCAAUCAGAGCUCACGUCCUUCUUCCUGUCAGCUCUCGACUUCCGUUCCAAACACUGCCAGGGGGAUCUGCAAAAGACCGCUGAAAUCGAGGGUCAUGUGAUAGACUGCCUGCUGGUGAUGGUGAUGAAGCUCUCUGAGGUCACGUUCAGACCGUUCUUCUUUAAGCUCUUUGAUUGGAGUAAGACUGAAGGAGCACCAAAGGAGCGGAUGCUGACCUUCUGCAGGGUGGCCGACAGCAUUGCAGACAGACUGAAGGGCUUGUUUGUGCUGUUCGCAGGACAGCUGGUGAAACCCUUCUCAGACCUGCUGCGCCAACUCAACACCACCCACACAGAUGAGCCCUUCUUUACAUCAUCUGAUGAUGACAGUGAGGACGACAGUGAUGUUGAUGACGAUGAUGAUAAUGUGAAGAAGAGCUGUUUGCUGCUGCAGUACACACUCGACUGUCUGCACAAGAUCUUCCUCUAUGAUACCCAGCGCUUCCUCAGCAAAGAGAGAGCCGACGCCCUGCUGGGACCCCUGGUGGAUCAGCUGGAGAACAUGCUGGGUGGAGAGCAGAUCUACCAAACCAGGGUCUCCGAGCAUCUCGUACCCUGUGUGGCCCAGUUCGCCGUUGCCAUGAGUGACGACUCUCAGUGGAAGGUCCUUAACUACCAGAUCCUGCUGAAGAGCCGCCACAGCUCCUCCAAGGUGCGCUUCUCUGCCCUGUUGAUGCUGGUGGAGAUGGCAGCAAAACUGAAGGAGAACUACAUGGUGCUGCUGCCCGAGAGCAUCCCCUUCCUGGCUGAACUCAUGGAGGAUGAAUGUGAAGAGGUGGAACACCAGGUACAGAAGGUCAUUCAGGAGUUGGAGACCAUCCUCGGAGAACCAUUGCAAAGCUACUUCUAACUCCAGCACCUCCCACAAUCUACAGUGGAGCCUGAAGAGACACCCUGUGGUGCAGCUUCAGCUGUGCUUUACCCUUCCUGCUCGAGUUCUUGGACAAGUUCAACUCUUCCUUUUUGUUUCUGAAACUGUGUGUUUAUUCUGGGACGCGUCGGGCGCUCACGUAUUCCAGAGCUCCCGUUCUGUUGAAAUAUAUAUAUUGAAAUAUUCGUCUCUUGUUUGGUUCUGGUAGCCCUCCCCAGUCCUCAGACCAAGUCUAAACACGUCCUAAAUGUCUGACUUCAUUCAGAUCUUCACACCAAUCUUUAAUUCUUCUCCUAAAUAGAUCAGUCUUUAUAAUAAUAAUAAUAAUAUUAAUAAUGUUGUCCUCAUGUCGACAUGAUGCCGCUAGGUAGGCCACUUUUGCUGCCCGAUAAAACCCCACCACCCCAAGUUCAUAUGCAAAUAACUCUGUCAGAAGGUGAUAAGGUGACUCAGAGCUCAUCAAAAACAAAGUGGAAGUAAUAAACUGUGAUAUUUCUAAUCGUUCCUGUGAGUGGAACUUCAGGUUCAGGUGCCAGUGUGAAUGCAGGGUGUUUACUGUUCAUCAAGUGUUUACCUUUCAUCAUGUUUACACAUUGCAGUAUUGGCUGACUGGAAUGAUGCCCACAUCAGACAGACGAUGGGAGAAUUUUGACCCUAAAGCUGCUGAUCCAAAAUUACACUCUAAACCUUUUACAUUCAAAAGCUGGUGUUUAAUCCCAUGCUGGUGUUUAAUUCCAUGCUGGUGUUAAAUAAAACUCUGGUGUUUGAACCUGUGCUGGUGUGUAAUCCCAUGCUGGUGUUUAAUCCCAUGAUGGUGUUUAAACCCAUGCUGGUAAUUAAACCCAUGCUGGUGUUUAAUCCCACGCUGGUGUUUAAACCCAUGCUGGUGUUUAAUCCCAUGCUGGUGUGUAAUCCCAUGCUGGUGUUUAAACCCAUGCUGGUGUUUAAUGCCAUGCUGGUGUUUAAUCCCAUGCUGGUGUGUAAUCCCAUGCUGGUGUUUAAACCCAUGCUGGUGUUUAAUGCCAUGCUGGUGUUUAAACCCAUGCUGGUGUUUAAUGCCAUGCUGGUGUUUAAACCCAUGCUGGUGUUUAAACCCAUGCUGGUAAAACAUUCUGCAACUGUGUUUAAAGCCACAUUGCUGUUAAUACCACUCUGGUGUUUUCACCCGUGCUGGUGUUUAAUCCCACGCUGGUGUUUAACCCUGUACUGGUGUUUGAACCCAUUCUAGUGUUUAAUCCUGCACUGGUGUUUAAACCCAUGCUGUUGUCUCACACUGGUGUUUAAUCCUGCACUGGUGUUUCAUCACUAAAACCGCCAUAAAGCCGGAUUGCCAGCUAACGUCAGGACUAAUUUUAGAGCUGAGAUCAUUAUCAGAUUAUCUAAUGAUUACAAACUCACUCUUGCACUGACCUGCUGAUCUGUAGAACUUUAAAUCAGACCUGAUGAAUCACUUUAGAUCAAUCCUACAUCUUUCACCAUUUUCUAAACACCGACUGAGUCUCAUGAUUCUGUUCUUAAUCGUCAUCUGUAAUUAAUUAAUGUUUGCAUAAACCUUGAACAAAUACAAUUUAAAAAAACAACAAUAAAGGUUUUAAUGUCACCAAAACAGGAUUACAAUGAUUUUCACUCCUGUGCUCAGACUGUUCCUUUUAAAACCAACCCUGUCCACAUAUUUAUGCUUCUCCAGUCGUCAUUACUCCUCAGUCCAGAGAUCAUUUAAAGGUCGUUUCAGUUUGUUAUUAGGUUCACUUGAGCUGAAUGUUUGUACACCAAUCAGAUGUAGACCAUUUACUUUCAAAUGGGGGUGUAAACAAACAAGCUGCUCCAGUUGAAGGGUGUGUUUAUGUGAGUGUAAGGUGGAUGAGGAAAAAAAUGACGUGACGUUUUUGUACUGUACUGAGAUCAGGUUUUGUGUAAGAACUGGUUAGUAACUGGUGGAAAUAAAGUUCAUCUGUAACA